Messenger RNA from Siniperca chuatsi (mandarin fish), 1156 nucleotides. RefSeq names its product monocyte chemotactic protein 1B-like. The transcript is spliced from 3 exons. Gene Ontology annotation, molecular function: CCR chemokine receptor binding; chemokine activity. The record is from RefSeq and is a predicted model, not a curated record. Gene Ontology annotation, cellular component: extracellular region. The coding region runs from base 157 to 456 and encodes 99 amino acids. Lineage: Eukaryota; Metazoa; Chordata; Actinopteri; Centrarchiformes; Sinipercidae. Gene Ontology annotation, biological process: G protein-coupled receptor signaling pathway; positive regulation of ERK1 and ERK2 cascade; cellular response to interleukin-1.
AAGUCCCAAAAUGGAGCUCGGGAUCUUCCCCUGGCUGCUCUUGAACUGUAUAAAUGUGGAGGCAGAUGGAGUACAGGGUCACACAGCAGAGAGAACAGGCUGAUACAGCUCGACUGCUACACCACGAAGGGAACACACACACACACACACUUCAGGAUGGCUGCUCCUCGUCUCGCUCUGUCUGUGUUUCUGCUGAUGCUGGCUGUCAUCACUCUGAGUGAAGGUCUGCGUGGUCCUGGACCAAAGAGAUGCUGUUUUGGUUUCAAUGAGAAACCGAUACCUAAGGGCAGAGUUUUGGGCUACAUCAAGACCAGCCAGCGGUGCUCCAACCCUGCCGUCUUGCUGAAGACAGUGGCAGGUCGUCAGCUGUGUGCCAGACCUUCAGACGCUUGGGUAAAGGAGCUCAUCAGCUACCUGGACGGCAAAUCUGUCCCAGGAGAGACGUCCAACCUGUAACCGUGGCAACAGCGUAUCCACUGUCAGAGCCUCCAAUGAACAAAAUCGGGCCAGUUAAUGUGCCGUGACGCUUCAACUUUUCAAACUAUAACUUUCAAAGAAGCGUUGACUACAAAUAUGUUACUCCAGCAUAAGGUCUGCAGGGGGCGAUCAUAAGCUAAACAGCAGCGCUCUGUCUAUCUAUAUGCAAAAUAUAUGCCACACUUUGUGAUAUUUUGUAACAUAUUCAUGGAUAAAAUUUGCUGGGAUGAGACACAUUUUCAUACACGCCAUGUUAAAUUAUUUUCCUGCCAUACACAAGUAAAAAUGUAUGCAUUCUUUUAAUAUUGACAUUUACACCACAUGUUUUGCAUUUUCUACAUUUAUGUCUGACCGUCAACACUGUGAACUACUGCUGCGUUGUAAUUUGAAUUGACUUACAGAAACUACAUUCACUGUAAAAGAGCAAUGUCUCCCAACUCCACUUGGUGUCAUCAGUAGAGUAUAAGCUAUGGGUUACCUGACACACUGUAAGCUCUUUGUCUUGUUUCUAUAUAAACUGAAGCGAUGAUGUUUUUUUUCUAUUUACAGUCAUGUUUUGAACUCAGUUACUUGUAGGGAUAAGUAAUGCAAUGUGACAAAAAAAAAUAAUUUAUUUCUGUAUGCUUAUGCUACUAAUUUGAUUCUCUUGAAUUAAAGCAAGACAGUAUGUCAAAGUUUG